Molecule: messenger RNA, 770 nt
Organism: Oppia nitens
Lineage: Eukaryota; Metazoa; Arthropoda; Arachnida; Sarcoptiformes; Oppiidae
Product: transcription factor HES-1-like
Exons: 2
Coding region: 1-768 (255 amino acids)
Biological process (GO): regulation of transcription by RNA polymerase II; anterior/posterior pattern specification; regulation of neurogenesis
Cellular component (GO): nucleus
Molecular function (GO): RNA polymerase II cis-regulatory region sequence-specific DNA binding; protein dimerization activity; DNA-binding transcription factor activity, RNA polymerase II-specific
Source: RefSeq, a predicted model, not a curated record
AUGACCAAACCAUAUGAAGUACCGUUUCGUGUUACCGAAAACGACAUGAUUACCAAUAAAAACGGUGUAAAACGUAUGUCGAAGCCAAUGAUGGAGAAGCGACGUCGGGCCAGAAUCAACCAGUGUUUGAUGCAAUUGAAGGAAAUGGUCAUCGAUUCUGGCAAACAAAAUCUACAGAACUCCAAGUCUAAGCUGGAAAAGGCCGAUAUAUUGGAGCUGACCGUUAAAUAUGUGCAACAAUUACAUCAGCAAAAGCUUACGGACCGUAAGGAGAACACUAGUAGUCAACAACAACAACAGUCCACACAAUCAAUGUUAAGGGAUUUUGUUGCCGGCUUUGCCGAGUGCGCCAAACAGGUCGAGGAGUUUGUAUGCCAUACCCCAGCCGUGGAUCCGAUUGUCUUUACAUCUCUUAACUCACAUCUCAAUCAAUGUAUGACUUCGUUUGAUUCGACCGCUGACGACACUGUCAACUACAGUGUCAUACGGCAUACUCGCCAGUGUUGUCCACCAUCGCCGGCACCGUCUAACGUGUCAUCCGCGUCCAGUUCCAGUAGUACUGGUAUCAGCAGCACUAGUGGUCCGCAUCAGUCAAUGCUCGACGCCAUGCAAUUGUCACCAGUCAGUAGUGCAGCCGAUGAGGACAUGCCGUUAAACCUAUCCUCCAGUAACCGAUACCAUCAUCACCCGAUGAUCGAUGAGCAUAACUUUCCCCAUCAUUUAAUGCACGGUCAGAUACUAGACGACAGUGUCUGGAGACCGUGGUAACU